GUUCCGUUCUGUCCUAGACGUGCUUUCCUAUCUCAACCUCCUCCAACCACCCAGUGCCAAGGCUCUCACCAAAACACGCCAUUAAUUAUUGGUGUGGAGGUCUGACAGCGUUUGCCCCGGUGUUUGGCGUGUGGCGCUGUUGAUUGAAAUGUCGGAGCGGGCUUGAUAAAUGGCGUUAUUGCGUGUAUUUAGGUUGUCAGAGGGGAGGUGGGGAGCCUCUCUGCUCGGACUCUGCACAGACUCCCGCCAGACCGAUAGCUGGAGGCAUGCCAGACAUGGUAAAGGGGUGGGUCUCCACAGUUCGAGAUUUCUUGGAGGAAUUUAGUGGGGAUCUAGGGGGCAGAUAGAGAUUUACGAAUUGAUUGGUGGUCGCGUUUUGUUUGGCUGCACGUCUUUGAGCCAGAAGACUCUGGAGCAUUGAGUUCUCUUAAAGGAUUAGUCCUGACGAUGGCCACCAAGAGACUAAGGAGGGGUCGCUAUCCUGGCGACACACAGCUGGUGGCCUCAACCAGGAGCGCGUCCUGCGAGCAGAGCAGGAUUUGGGCGCACUAACCAGCACACCUCGAAGAGACUUGGAUUUCAGAUUGAUUUGCGUGGAAUACCAAUCGUUUUCUUUUUCUUUUUCCCCUCAAAAUAUUCAAUUUUUAUAUACUGUAAUUUGUAGUCUUUUUUGUUACUUUUGUCAUCGAGAUUUAACGCUUAACAAUGACGACCGAAAGCUCCCAGCAACAGCUGGACCCGCCGCCUCCUCUCAGAUCUAGCCCGGCGUCCAGUGGCAUUAACUCGGCUGUCCAGAGCUCACAGACAGUGAUGGAGAGCACAACCGCGACCGGUACCAAAGGCAAAAAGUCAAAUUCGGGCAUGAGACGCCCCGAAAAGCCACCUUACUCCUACAUCGCUCUUAUAGUCAUGGCGAUCCAGAGCUCUCCGACUAAAAGGUUGACACUGAGUGAAAUCUAUCAGUUCCUCCAGGCUCGCUUCCCGUUUUUUAGGGGUUCCUACCAGGGCUGGAAAAAUUCCGUCAGGCACAAUUUAUCGCUAAACGAGUGUUUCAUCAAACUUCCCAAGGGCCUCGGGCGCCCGGGCAAGGGCCAUUAUUGGACCAUUGACCCCGGGAGCGAGUUCAUGUUCGAGGAGGGCUCGUUUCGACGUAGACCACGGGGCUUCCGAAGGAAAUGCCAAGCUCUGAAACCCAUGUACCGAAUGAUGAACGGAAUCGGCUUCGGGGCUUCUAUGCUGCCCCAAAACUUUGACUUCCAGUCCCCGUCCGCGUCCCUUGCCUGCCACGCCAACGGCUAUAAUCUGGACAUGAUGACCAACGCUGUGCCCGGCGGUCAUACGGGUUACGAUGGCCUUACUUCAAGCCACCACGUCUCACACAUGUCACCAAGCCCCGGUUCUACAUACAUGACGGCAUGCCAAGUGACCUCAAACGGCGAGUAUGGCCCGGACAGCAGCAAUAGCCCGCUUCAUUCACCCCCUGCGAUGUCCGGCUCUUUGGAGUGCCAUUCGCCAUAUGGAGCCGCCUCGGCGCACUGGCCUUCAUCUGGCAUGUCUCCCUAUAUUAAACAGCAGCCACUGUCCUCUAGCAGUCCGACCUCCUCUGGAUUACACUCGAGUAUGUCUCCCUAUUCUCUGGAGCAAAGCUAUUUGCAUCAUAACGGCAGAGACUCGGCGGCCGACAUCUCAGGAAUGUCUCGUUAUCAGGCCCACCCCUCGCCAGUCUGUGACAGAAAAGACUUUGUGUUGAACUUCAACGGCAUUACGUCGUUUCAUCCGUCCACCAGUGGAUCCUACUAUCAUCAUCAGCUACAUCACCAUCAAGGAGUCUGUCAAGAUGUGAAGCCAUGCGUUUUGUAAACGACGUCAAGCAGAGGAUUCAUAAAUCACCAGUUCGCCAUUUCGAAAUGAUGUGCACGAGGAACAGUUAUCUACCAGAGGAACAAGAGAAGAUGCGGAUGACAGUGUUCACUGAAGGAAUGAAGGACUCCAUGGGGAGCUAGAACGAGGUUUAUAAUGUAGGCUAUAUUUACUCUCUUGGAACAAACCUCGAAACUUCUGCAAAUUGUUUAACAAAACACCCAGUUUAUCCAGUCCACAAUAGCCUAGUGUUCUGUUUGGAUUGAUCACAUGUCUAAAGGUGAUGAGAAAUUGAGCAUAAUAAAGGCGUUGUAUAAUUCUCUUUUUUUAUGCACUCAAUAACCUACAGAAAUACAGAAUUAGCGUCCAAUGGUGUGGGAAAUGAUGUAUGUCACAAACCCACUUGAAAUCUUAUUUGUUUAAAUCUUACGUGUGUUUCUUUUUGACUGCUUUUAAAAGACUCCACCUCCUAUAUUUAGAGGGGUGAAUGUAUAUCGGUUUUAAUUCAUGUGUAAAAGGAAAGAGAUCGCAAUAGAAUAAUAAUGACUGCAUUUUUGUUAGUUGAAAAAAAUACAAUUACAGUACAAUAAAACGAUGUAUUCUCAAAAUAAAAAUAAAAAUAUACCCAGUGUUUUUAUUCAUUUAUUUAAUGCUGAAAAAAACUAAAUAUUUUGCUUUUCCGGACAAUACUAAUUCUAGCCAAGGCAAAAUAUAAAACUAUUUUUAGAUUUCUUUUGCACAUUUCAAAAGUUAAAGCUCGGGCUUUUUUUUUUUUUGAAAAAAAGAAAAAGAAAACUAAUUUGCGAAGAUGUACAAACUUGGAAACACAAAAAAAUGGGCUAAUAAAAUCGUGUUUCAAGAGGGAUACACGAAUACGACUAAAAGCCGCCUUUAUUAUUGCAUGUACAUUGUUUGAAAGUAAAAGAAAGUGUAAAAACGGAUACGAUAAGGAUAAAGAGGGAAAUUGGGUUACGACAUUGUAAAAAGACAAUUCAGCCCGGACAUGACACAAAAUGUUCAAUUUUGAUCAACAUGACAAAAUCACAUUUAAUUUGCCAUCGCUUAAGCAAAAGGACAAGGUCACUAAUUCGGCUCUUGAGAAAUGAAUAAAAACGUUAUUUUUUAUUAAUUUUUUUUUUUUUUUUUUUUUUUAAUAAAUAAUGAACAUAAUCAAAGCGCAUCAGAAUCAGCAGGACCCAGAGAUCAGUUAGAUUUAGCUAAAUCGAUCAAAUACAAGCGGGUGCAAUUUUCAGUUCAAUUCGAGAAUUACUUGAGGAUUAUCAGAGAGAAUGAAUAGAGAGAAAGUCAUGAACUGCUUACACCCUAUUACUCGUAUGUAGGACUGUAUGCGGAACUGCAUUCACAAUGUUAAAUGUUGCACAAUGUCGCCAUCUAGCGUUACACCGCACACUCGCACUGGAAAUGAGCGGCCACGACGAUCAAUGGAUUAUUCUUACAGUCGCUUUUGCAUUUGAAUGCUUUCGUGUAGGCCUACAUUCUUUUUCUCAUAAUAAUAUGAAAAAGUACACACAUUGUUAUUCCUAUAACAUUCUAGUUUCACUUGUGUCACAGAAAAAAUGGUAACGUAAAAAUUGCUUCAUGUGGUAAGAUCUAAAUUAACUGGUUUGCUUUAAACAUGAUGCAUUAUUAAUAAUAACAACAACAACAACAACAACAACUAGCAUUAGUUUGAAUUAGGCUGACUACCUACAAAAAUAAUUUUAUGAGUUAGAGCAGGCAGAAAUAGCUCAAGAUAGCAAUUGCUAGGGGUCUAGGCUAUUCAAAUAGUGUCCGUAAAAUCCUAAAAGUACACUUUUUAAAUAGAAUAUUAUCAGAUAGUAAUGAAUAUAAAUAAUGCUUUAGAGUACAGCACUGUACUUGACUUUACUGUUCAUGAAUACUGGUUUAGGUGUAAUUUUAAGUUAUAUUUUAAGGCAAUUAUAAUAUUUUAAUUGAAUUUAAGAUUAUUUUACAAGAAGUCCUUCAUUUUAAAUGAACACUUUUUUAAAUAACGCUAGACAUUACAUUUAAUUGAUGAAUGUUGCACUUGAGUACACAUUCAGGAAAUACACGUUAAAUUGUGUUAAGCAUGUUUUAGUACACCUGACCAAAGGUAUUUUUCCUUGUCACAAUUCAAAACAUUUCAAAUUAUAAUUCAGUAUAAUUUCAGGAAAUCUCUAAUUUCAAUUACACGUAAUGAGCAUGACUAAACAAAAUAGUACUUCUUUGUUAUGUCAACUUUUCUGUAUUACAAAAUUAAUGAUUAAAUAAAUAAAUCCAAGUUUAAAAAACUAUUUAAAUUGUGCUAUAUCACAUUGUAAUAAUAUUUUGUCUGAUAAGGUACACUCAGGGGCAGGGCCAGAAGGGUGGCACGCCCCAACUCGGACCCUGCUCGCAUCCUGGAGACGGUGCGCAAUGUCCAUAACAACAUUCCGCCCGUGUCUGGCAGGACACAGCGUUCACCCUCAGUAGACAGACCCCCCCAACCUCCUUAGCCACCCCUGGCAAAAAAUCCUGGACACGCCCCUGCAUACACUGUUAAAAGUGGUAACCUCCAAUUAUGGUAUAUGCUCUUUAAAUAGCUCUUUAAAGGAGCGAUUUACAUGAUCUAAUCAUUAAAAUAAGUGUAAAGAUUAGUCUACUUUUAAAAAAUCUGAAGAAAUGAAUAGUAUUCUGACAAUUAUGUUUAAUAUUUAUAUGAAUAAUUAUGUACACUCAUAUGUGAUGAAGGCAGGUAGUUUUAAACAUGUUGCUAUAGGUGUUUAUUAGCCCCAGUCAAGUCAUCAUAUUUUGGUCUCUAGAUAUGGCUUGUCCCUCAUUCAGUUCUAUUCCUCUUUUUCAUUUAUCCCUCUGGGAAAUAAUGUACCUUAAUAUUAAUCUAUCUUUUUAUCCAAUAUGGACUAUGUUCUAUUUACUAAAUCCUUCAAUUCUGAAACCCAUGCCUAAUAAAAUGUCCUUUUAUAUGAUCUUUGACAAUUUCUCUGUUCUAAUAUUGUGAAUAUUGUGCAUUAAGUGCAUUCAAUCUAGUUAUUUGUAAUUCCAAGAAUUUGCUUUGAGAAGUGAAACAUAAAACAUAGAGGCACGAAACCAGCGUCAUUCAAUAGAGUAGGACAGUGCACAACUUUCACAACCUAUCGUUUUACCCCUAGUGGUUGAAUAGGCAACUGCACGUCCAAAAUUAACUUACUUUUUGUAAUCUAUUUUUUUGUUGAAGUAGAUAGAAACAAGAAAACAACGUCAUUCAAUAGAGUAGGACACUGCACAACGUUCACAACCAUUCGUUUUACCUCUAAUGAUUGAAUAGGGAACUGCAUGUCCAAAAUGAUUUUUCUUUUUGUAAUAGUUUUUUUUGUUGAAAAACCAGUGUCAUGUCCCUCUCCAUUCUAAGUCCGACAGUGUGUAUAAAGAAGAGGAUGAGAUUGACCCUCAGUCAGCCCCAGGUUUAUAUUGGGCAUGCACUUGCCUAUUCAACCACUAGGGGUAAAACAAAAGUUUUUGAAAGUUGCUCACCACCUUUCGGUCCUGACAAGCUAAAGACUCAAGUUGGUUAGGUGAUUUUAAUUCCCAUCAACAUAGAUUUUUAAGUCUGUGCUAAACUGUCAGUGAACAUCCUUUUAUAUCUAGUCUUACCCGACAUAAUUGCUCUAUCGAAAGCUUCAAUAUGAAACUCCUAAACUUCACACAAUAUGAUUGCUAUUAACCCAUUAUAUUGUUCUACCAAAAUCUAAAAAUAAAAUGUUGUAUCCAUCCAUUGUGCUGUAUUCUGUUUAACUUUUUCUAGUGUUAUCGGAUUUGGAGAGAUUCAAUAAAAAACAGGUUUUGCAACCUGCCUGAACAUACCAAGGGGAUAGGAUUUAGAUAAGAUGGCGUUAUGUUAGCCAAAAUUUAUGAGUGUUGCCAGGCCUGUAACAGUGUCAAAUCUUAGUCUUAGAUUUAGGAAGUCUGUCUUCUAUUUUCAACCAGAUUUGUAGGCUCACCUAAAGGUUCAUGGACGGCAAAGGCCUCAAAGCAGUUGUGUAGUGCUACAGACAUGUCGAUGUCAGGCACUCACUAAACACAAGAGGGGAGAAGAGUCCUUAACACAGCAAACAAACUAAAACCUAAAACCAACUUGACAUGUAUACCUGGUUAGAAUGUAGAGUAGAAUCUCAUUGCCACCUGGUGGAUAAAUUAUGGAAUUGUUCCUUUGGUGGUCACCACAAUGGAUUGUUUUUACAAACUAAGACUUUACACGCAAUUCUGUCUUUCUUUACUGGAUAAUAUCACUUCAACCACCAUUAGUGGAGUGCUCAGCAAGGAAUCUCUCGUUUAAAACUGUAAGUAUCUUUUUCUUGCUCCUCUGCCUUCAGUGUGAACACUGUUCUGUUUAGGACUUUUUUCUUUCU
Molecule: messenger RNA, 6245 nt
Organism: Xyrauchen texanus (razorback sucker)
Lineage: Eukaryota; Metazoa; Chordata; Actinopteri; Cypriniformes; Catostomidae
Gene: foxf2a
Product: forkhead box F2a
Exons: 2
Coding region: 706-1860 (384 amino acids)
Biological process (GO): animal organ morphogenesis; regulation of transcription by RNA polymerase II
Cellular component (GO): nucleus
Molecular function (GO): DNA-binding transcription factor activity, RNA polymerase II-specific; RNA polymerase II cis-regulatory region sequence-specific DNA binding
Source: RefSeq, a predicted model, not a curated record